Strongylus vulgaris is the source of this 281-nucleotide messenger RNA. The record is from the annotation of a GenBank genome assembly. NCBI's taxonomy places the organism in Eukaryota, Metazoa, Nematoda, Chromadorea, Rhabditida, Strongylidae.
AUGCUUUCUCGGACGCUGUUGCUUGCUCUACUUGGGACACUCACUAUUCCAGCAGUGCUUGUUCAUGCGGAAGACACCGUUGAUGGUGAAGUGACCGAAGACCAAGAUAUUGCGAAAACGGAAGACGAUGAGUUGGCUGUAACCUCUUCUUCUGAUGCAGUGGUUUCAUUCAUCUUUACACAACCUGCUGACGCCAACACUGUCAAAGGUAGUGCCCACCACUUUUGUUUUAGCCAGAGCUGUGAAUGCUCUUUUAUUCGUUUAUCGCUAUUCUUCUAGAG